AUGGCCACACCAGAGCUGAUAGAAGUGGACAAUGUGGUAGACAUCAUAAAUUGUGUGGCUUUAUAUUACGAGAAAGGUGCCAGUGGUAAUGCUUUUCUUCGGAAAGAAAAAUUUAGAGCUCCGGUCUCAAGGCAAGUAAAGACCUUGAAAGCCUUAAAAGAAACAGUCAGGUGAGUCGACCUGAGUUUUAAUACUGCUAUCCAUUAUUUAUUGUUUUCAAUGACCUCAUUAUCCUUGUGUCAGAUCUAUUAUGACCUGGGAUAUCAAUGGCAUUUGUGCCCCGCGCUACGGUCGGCGACUAAAGUGGUCUCACUAGCUUGCGAAAGUCAGUUAUUGUCAAUAAUGACGGCAAGUUAAGGAUCGUUAAGCCUAAGUUUUUUGUUUUUAUUUCAUUCCCGAUUUCAACCUUUCGCCUUUCGCAACAUACAGUCGACUCCCGGUAUCUCGAACCCUAUAUAAUUCGAACCUCUCGCUAACUCGAAGCAAUUUUCAUUCCCCUUCAGAUUCUAUAUAAUUUUACCCUCGAUAACUCGAACUUUUUCCUAUUUCCCUUGACGGUUCGAAUUAUCGGGAGUCGACUGUAUACUAUUCUAACCGGAGAAGGUGGACCUUGGAAUUAAAUGUAUACUUAUAUAUGACUAUAUAAAGACUAUGUUAGUUUAUAAUCAGGCCAUACACGCAUCAGUUGUCUUAAUAUGAUACAUAAAGAUACAUUUUUCCCCGUGUCUAUUUUCUUCAGUCAAUUUGGAGGGAUUCGCGAUGUUUCAAAAAAUAUUGGGCUUGGAAACCAAAUUACCAGCAAACUGGCCAGACUGGAUGAAAGUGAUAGCAAAGGUGCUCACUGCUUUGCCAUAAACACCGAUGGGCAAGUUACCCUUGAGCUGCCGUCCAUAAGGGCAGGGACAGAUAUGUUACAAUGUAAG
Molecule: messenger RNA, 923 nt
Organism: Porites lobata
Lineage: Eukaryota; Metazoa; Cnidaria; Anthozoa; Scleractinia; Poritidae
Source: the annotation of a GenBank genome assembly